This is a messenger RNA of Talaromyces atroroseus, 3759 nucleotides long. RefSeq lists its product as hypothetical. NCBI's taxonomy places the organism in Eukaryota, Fungi, Ascomycota, Eurotiomycetes, Eurotiales, Trichocomaceae. Gene Ontology annotation, biological process: nuclear pore organization; protein import into nucleus. The transcript has 4 exons. Gene Ontology annotation, cellular component: nuclear pore transmembrane ring. Gene Ontology annotation, molecular function: structural constituent of nuclear pore. The record is from RefSeq and is a predicted model, not a curated record. The coding region runs from base 1 to 3759 and encodes 1252 amino acids.
AUGAACGGCACUCCCCGACUUCGUUCCGCCUUCCCUCAAACUCCGCAGACGCAGCACGGCGACAGACGGAGACGCAAUGCUUCCUCUCCGCCCAUCACGAAGCCUCAGAAUGUGAGCGUACAGUCCGCUCGAAACAACGGCGCCACGGGCCCGCUCAUUCCCACCGAAGUCGUCGAUGCGCCUUCACAACGCCUGUACGUCGCUGCCGUCUAUUUUGCGCUUGGGGCAUGGCGGAUAUAUGACUCUGUUGGGGCGUUGAACGAAUUGGAUUCAACAUGGAUGUUCCUCAAAUGGAACUUCAUCGAUGGCGUCUUUCUUUUCGGCAUUCAAGCGCUCAGAGUGCCCUGGUUAGAAUGGACGUUCCCAACCUUUCUCGCUAUCUUCCUGCUUCAUGCAGCCGCCAAUGUGUUUUUGAUGUUCCGCAUACCACUGCCUUUUGGGGCAUGGGGUUCUAUUUUGUUCAAGGCCCUGUACGAUCGAGAAUUGUCCAUAUCGGAGCGCAGCGUCAAACCUGGCGACAUUAUACACAAUGCCUCAUUGAUACUGGGCAAACAGAUUAUUCAUAUCCUCCCUGAGGGUUCCGCCACCUUAAACCCCGACGGGAUACCACUGUGUCUCGGCUCUCAACAGUCCUCUGUUUCUCUUCCAAUACGCGUUAACCAAUCCUCGCCGAUGCUCGUCGAACUCCUACGUUUUGACUUAUCAAGUGGACAAAAUGAAACCAUCAACAUACCGAGCAAACAACUCAAACAGAUGAAAAAACAAGCAGGGGAUCAACUUUCCGACGAGCAUAUCGAUCUUCGCUUCCCUGUGAAGAAAACGGGAGUUUAUCGGCUGGCACGGGUCCUGGACGAGUCCAAUCUUGAUGUGCAAAUAAAGGCAUCCGACACGCUGGUUGCGGUUUGUCCAAGAGCAGUGCCGAAAGCCACAAACGUGGACAAAUGCAAAGGAGAUCUGUCGGAUAUAACUCUGGAGGUGGAAGGGGUACCGCCGCUCAAGGUCAAAUACAGUCGUAAGAUCAAUGGAUUUGAUGGCGGGUUUUCGUUCCAAAACGUGCAACCUGAAGGCUCCCUCGUUCAGGCAGUUGGUCGGAAACAGUCCGGAGUUCUCAUCGAUCCCAAAUUUCCUGGUCCUCCGGCCUGGGCCCAAAACCAGAUUCUACGCAUAUCGCUAAAUGAGACCUUGGACACUGGUGGCGAUUGGUCCUACACUAUUGAGGAAGUCCACGAUGCGCACGGAAAUGUUGCCAACUAUUCGGCCCAGCUGGAUGAAGCGGAUCGUGCUCCAUCAAAGAACACGCUGCAAUGGCAUCAGCUCUCGAUUCAUGAGCGACCAAGACUCUCACUGGUCGGCUGCAAUGCCCAGAAGUUCCUCCAGACUGCGAAAGGAGAAACCACCGAGUUCCCAUUGCACUUCCACUCUACCGGCAGAGACUAUAGCGGCGAUUCACCUUUUCAAAUAACCUACUCGUAUUUAAACCCUGCAGAGUCAAAUGAAGUUUCCAAAAUUAGCCAAAUAUCCUUGAAAUCAUUGGAAAACCGACCAAAGAUCAAGGAACCUGGUUGGUAUACUCUUGAAUCUGCUUCAAGUCGAUUCUGCCGAGGAGAAAUCUUGGAGCCAUCCUCCUGUCUGCUGCACAACCCUCCAGAGCCGGAACUUUCUCUGCGCCACGAGAAGCUCUUUGACAAGUGCGCUAACAAUUCCGUUGGUCUACUGGUUGAUUUGGACAUGAUUGGAUCGCCCCCAUUUCGUCUGCGGUAUGUCAUCGAGAGUGACAAGGGCACCGAAACAUUUUCGGAGGUCAUUAAUGGGCUACGAGGACAGCUUGACUUCACACCUACCGAGGCGGGUCGAUAUCGCUAUCGCUUUCUGGACAUUGCAGACGGUAUUUACGGCCCGAGACCAUUGAAAGAUAAAGUGCCUGUUCUGGAACAAGAUGUCAAGCCUCAAGCAUCAGCACACUUUUUGGGUAUGCACCAACAACAGCAAAGAGCAUGUUUUGGCGAGUCGGCCACUGUUGGCGUCUCCUUCAUAGGCGAGGCUCCUUGGGUUCUUCAAUAUGAAGUCGUCCACAAUGGCAAGAAGACCAAACACGAGUUAAAAAGUCCCGACUCUGUGGCAACGAUUGUAACAGAACCAUUAGUUAGUGGUGGAGAGCAUAUUAUUUCAUUGACAGGCGUGACAGACCGCUUGAACUGCAAGCGUACUCUCAAAGACAGUACGGUCGUUCAAGUGCGUCCCAAGAAGCCACAAGCUGCCUUUGGUUUUAUUGAAGAGAAAAGGAGUGCGCAGGCACUGGAAGAUGCCGUGGUGUUAUUGCCGCUUCGACUGAGCGGACAAGCUCCCUGGCUCGUUAAAUAUCGCAACUUGGAUGCAAACCCUUCUCGCUUGAUUGAAAAGAAAAUCUGGGACGAAAACGGAGCCAUAUCUACUUCUCAGAAUGGGCGCUAUGAGCUCGUUGAAGUCUUUGAUGCUACUUGUCCGGGUAGUAUCGACGAAUCUGCAAGCAUUUUUGAAAUCAACUGGCUUCCUCGACCCGCCGUAUCUGUUCCAGGACGGACAGGUGUCGGCAACAACGUGUUCAAGCGCAGUGUAUGCCAAGGAGAUGAUGACAUCCUCGAGCUUAGAAUGGAAGGCAAGCCUCCAUUCAAUGUCAAAUACGAGCAUCAUCAUCGAGCCGGCGACUAUGGAACCGCUCAAGUCAAGUCGCGUAGCUUGAAAAGCACUUCACACGUGGCAUCAUUGGAACUCGAUACUUCAAAGCCUGGUAACAACGUUUACAGAUUUACGGGCGUCUCAGACGCGCUUUAUGAUGCCGACCCGAAAUCACAACACUCGGUCAGUAUCUCGCAGACAGUCAGUGGGCUACCAUCUGCUCGUUUCGAUUCGCCGGGUCAUAUCUAUGCGUUCUGCAAGGAAGACAGUGACGGGGACGAGUUGAUACCCAUCUUGCUCGAAGGCCAACCUCCAUUCUACCUUGAUAUAUCCAUCAAACAUCAUUCGAGCUCGAAGCCAGAGUUGGUACCUAUUGGUCCUAUUCAUAGCCACAAGCAUAAACUUCCAAUUCCCCGUCGACAUCUGGAACUAGGGCAGCACGUUGUUAGCAUCCACCGAGUUGUAGACUCUCUUGGAUGCCAGCGCACGUUCGAAAAGGACUUGACAUCUGUGCGUGUGGCGGUGUCCGAUGUUCCAACCAUCAUUCCUCUCGAGUCUCAAACAGAUUACUGUGUUGGAGAGCGGCUAUCAUUCUCACUUUCUGGCCAUUCACCAUUCGAGGUCUUCUAUGACUUUGAAGGCGUGCAAAGAAGGGCCGUCUCGCACACAAAUUCUUUCCGACGUAUCGCCGAAAAACCCGGCCAAUUCACCAUCACAGCCGUCAGUGACGGUGCCAGUGGCCGCUGCCAGGCCCACAAAAACAUCACCAAGAUCAUCCAUGAGAUGCCAAGUGUGAGAAUCAGCAGAGGACGGGAGAGCAUUGUUGAUAUCCAUGAAGGCGGAGAGGCGGAGAUCAAUUUCGAGUUUGGAGGGACUCCGCCAUUUGAAUUCACAUAUACACGAAGCUCGAAUCCUAGGAAAGGCAGACCGGCCGAAAUUCUCGACAUCAAACAUGAUAUCUCUUAUGAGUACAAAAAGACGAUAAAGACGUCCGACGAAGGCACUUACGAGGUGGUUGCAAUCAAGGACAAAUAUUGCUCGUUUUCGACGCAGAAAUCGUCCGGAAAGCUGGCAAAGCAGGCGAAAGGUCAAAUCAAAAAUUGA